This is a messenger RNA of Sitophilus oryzae (rice weevil), 2063 nucleotides long. RefSeq names its product protein ALP1-like. Bases 768 to 2063 code for a protein of 431 amino acids. Lineage: Eukaryota; Metazoa; Arthropoda; Insecta; Coleoptera; Curculionidae. The transcript is spliced from 2 exons. The record is from RefSeq and is a predicted model, not a curated record.
AGCUUGCUAUCGAAUUUUUACUUGUGCCACUGAUAUAUUUAGUUUUGUUUCUAGAUGUUCUUCUAUAUUGGCUGAGUCUUCUGCUAUGUCCUCUGGCCUACUUUCAAUUAAUAGUGCCUUGUAGUGGGAUGUCCAGGUUUUUAGGUCAAUCCAUGUGUUGUUCCUUACCUUUGUAUCUGAUUUUAGUUCUCUAAUAGUUCUCCAGACUUCUGUGCUCUGGGCACCUCCUAUCAUGCUCUCAAUCUCCACGCAUUUGUUUUCCCAAGUUCUGUUUUUUUUCUUGUUUUAUUGCUUGUCUGACUUCGUUGUUUCUAAGUUUGUAUUGAUACCUGUUCUCCGUUGUCCUGUUUGUAAGCCAGUUGUUAUAAGCCUUAUGUUUUUCUGUUAUUAAGUAUUUAAUUUCGUCAGUGAGCCACGACGGUUUCCUUUUUACGUGUUUUCCAGCUUCGUAUCCCAAAGCUUCAUGUGCCGCUUGAUAUAAUGCUUUUUUGAUGUUUUCAUGUUCCGUAUCAUUAUAAUAGUUACCUGUUGAUGAUAAUAGAUGAUAAUAGUUACCUGUUGAAAAAUAAAGGAGUUAUGCAAAAUUCAUUCUUAUAUUCAGUACAAAGAUGGACUUAUUCAAAUUUCACAUAAUAAAACAACGCUAGUAUUUACCUACCUAAAGGAGGGUCCACAUUUAGUAACAUGUUAUAUAACAUUGCUAUAUAACAAGCUACAUGUAACAUGUUAAAAAACCUGGCGACGUCCACAUUAUAGUUUUAGUAAUCAUGAAUUGUUUUGGCGAGAAAGAUGCUCUGCUCGCAGCAGCGGCGUGCGUAAUUAUUUUUGAAGAAAGUGAAAGAAAAUCGAGAAAAAGGCGGUUUUGGGUCCGCCAUAGCCUACAAGCAAGGUCUAUAUAUAGUGGAACUCAUCUAUUAGAAGAUCUAAAAAAGGAUGAUUGCGCCCCUCUGAAUUGGGGAUUAGAAUACAAGGGGAGUUUCAAAAAUUUUUGUAGGAUGAGUAGUUCUGACUUUGAGCACCUGAUAAAUCUAAUUGGUCCAAAGAUUCAAAAAUCUGACACACGAUUUAGGGAUGCAGUACCUGUUGUAGAACGGCUAGCAAUAACGUUACGGUUUUUGGCGACUGGAGACUCCUAUCAAAGUCUAAUGUACUUAUUUAAAGUUUCUAAACAACUUAUAUCACUUAUUGUGCCUGAAGUAUGUGAUGCACUAAUAGAAUGUUUACAAGAGAAUGUUAAGUUACCUACAACGGCAGAAGAGUGGCAGGGUAUUGCUACAGAUUUUUAUCGACAAUGGAAUUUUCCAAACUGCCUCGGUUCCAUGGAUGGAAAACACGUUAUGUUACAAGCCCCUUUUGGAAGUGGAACGGAAUACUUUAAUUAUAAGGGCUUUUUCAGCAUUGUUCUUUUCGGAGUAGUUGAUGCAAAUUAUUGUUUUAUUUUUGUGAAUGCUGGAUGUCAAGGCCGAAUUUCCGAUGGCGGUGUAUUUGCAAAUACUACUUUAAAAUCAUUAAUUGCAAAAAAUGACUUGAAUUUGCCUGAAGCCAGUCCAUUGCCUGGAAGAUCAAAUCCUGUACCUUACGCUUUCAUAGGCGAUGACGCUUUCACACUACAGCCACAUCUUCUAAAACCAUAUGCAGGUCUGCACGAUAGAGGUUCAGGUGAAAGAAUUUUCAACUAUCGCAUCAGUCGUGCUCGUAGGAUAGUGGAAAAUGCAUUUGGUAUUAUAUCCUCCGUAUUUAGGGUAUUAAGAAAGCCAAUGCUUAUUGAACCAAAUAAAGCAACAAAAGUCGUGUUGGCUUGUGUGCAUUUACACAAUUUUCUAAAAAGGAGCUCUACAUCAAAAAAUAUUUACACACCUCCUGGGACGUUCGACACAGAAGAUUUUGAAAGUGGAACAAUGAUAUCGGGGCAAUGGAGGGUAGAUCAAACGAAUAUGACUUCAUUAUUUCCGUUACGUAAAGUACCAAGGAAAGCAUCAGCAAGUGCUUAUGAGAUAAGAGAUGAAUUUCGUGAUUUUUUUCUAACAAGCCAGGGCAAAGUCGCAUGGCAAGAUAAAUAUUGA